This is a messenger RNA of Cornus florida, 1005 nucleotides long. RefSeq lists its product as uncharacterized. Gene Ontology annotation, biological process: protein transport. The record is from RefSeq and is a predicted model, not a curated record. Lineage: Eukaryota; Viridiplantae; Streptophyta; Magnoliopsida; Cornales; Cornaceae. Bases 1 to 1005 code for a protein of 334 amino acids. The transcript has 5 exons.
AUGAACAAGAAACUGAUUAAGAACCUUUGGCGCGAGCUGAAGAUUCAGAAGAGUCGGAGGAAUUCCAUCAUAAAGCAAUCUUCUGCUAAUGUUGCUCAGCUACUCAAGACGGGUCGACAUGAUGAAGCUUUUGCUAAGGUUGAGCAUCUCUACAAGGACAUGUGCAUAGAAUGUGCAUAUAAUCGAGUGGACCAAUUCAGUGCGCAGGUCUACCGUCAAGUUCAAUGUAUUAGCAAAAACUGUGAUUUGCCAACUGAAGUGAACAAGGCUAUAUCAAGUUUGGUGUUUGCUAGCUCAGUGUGUGAGGAUCUUCAAGAGCUGCGUUUGCUACAAAAUCUAUUCCGAGAUCGUUAUGGUAGUGAAUUUGUGAAGACCAAUGUUGGAUUGUUGCCUGGAAAUCUUGUGGACGAGGAGAUGAAGGAGAAUCUUUGUAUAAAUUCAGUACCGGAUGAUGUGAAGCUCCGGUUGAUGAGUGCAAUAGCCGAUGACCAUCUUAUAGAGCCAAGACCUUGGGAAAGCAGGCAAAUGAUCAAAGUUUCAGAAUGUGAGGAGAUGACGAGGAAGAGCGUGUCAAGUCAUUCUGGAUCAGAUUGUGAGAGUUCAAUGAGGUUUUCAUGCGAGCCUGAGGACAGUUUUGAUAGUACAGGUGAUUCCAGUAGCUCUUCGGAAGUGGAUUUGGAAUAUCAGAAGAAUCUUUGUAUGCAAUAUUCAGUGCCAGAUGCGGUGGAGCUCUGGUUGAUGAGUGUGAUAGCUGAUGACCAUCUGAGAGAGCCAAGGCCUUUGGAACGCAGGCAAAUGAUUGAAGCUUCAGAAUGUGAAGAGACGAUGAGGAAGAGCAAGUUAAGUGAUUCUGAAUCAGAUUGUGAAAGUUUGAUGAGCUUUUCAUUUGAGUAUGAGGGCAGAUCAGAUGGUACAAAUGGUUCCACUAGCUCUUACGGAUUGGAUUUUGAGGACAGUUCGGAUAGUACAAGUGGUUCCAGUAGCUCUUCCGAGGAGGAUUUCUGA